ACUCUCGGAUCCCCGCCUUCCCAGCCCAGGAUGCGUGACGAAUGCGGAAGGGGCAGGGCAGGCCCGGUGUGUCAGUUUGCUGUUUGUCCUUUGCGAAGCAGCCCGCGGAGUUUGAGUGUGAGAAGAAGUCAAUGCCAGGAGGUAUGACCCCCCUCAAGAAGCCUCGGAAUCCCACAAAACUGCCCCUGACUUUAAACCCCACGAAGAGCAAGGAUGUUUUGGCAGUGCUGGCUGAGAGGAACCAGGCCAUAGUACCAGUUGGGGCUUGGGUGGAACCUGCCUCACCAAAUUGGUCGGGAAUUCCAGCGCACACUUCAGCAUACAUACUUGAAGAGGAAAUUAAGGAACAGCAGCGAAGGAAGCAAGAGUCUCUGAGACACUUUCAGAGACAAGUCAAACACCGGGUCAAUCAGCAGGCUAAGCUGAGGAAAAAGCAACAACUUGACAAGUCUUACAAAGCAGCAGAAAAGGAAGGCUCUAUAGCCAUACGGUAUUCAGACUCAGCACAUUUAACUUCUAAAAGGACAAGUGUUUUCCCUCGCAAUCUGAAUGCUGCUGUUGGAAGUUUUAGGUUACCCACUUCCCUGGUGCUUGGUAAUGCAACAGAUGAUGCAGAGAAUCAGAAUCAGUUGUUUGAACAACAAGCUCAAGCUCUUAGUCAAACUAUGAAGCAGGCACGUCACCAGCUGGCGUCCUUUAAAACUGUGAGUGAAAAAAAGACAUCAGUGUUUCUAAAUGGUGGAAAGAAAAGCUCUCCUACCCAAGAGGACCUUGGCUGUGGGAAAAUUUCAUCUGUUGUGGUAAGUGAGGAGAGAGACAAUUUGUUUGAGAGCUGCCAGCAGGAUCUCCUUUCUGAAGACAAAGAAAAGGCUCUCAGCAAAGUUCAGAAAGUAAAAUUCAAAAAUCCAUUAUCUGUUGUAAUAAAGGAAGAUGAAGGAAAGCAAUUGUAUCCCCAUAGCCUUCAGCCUGUUCUUCCAGAAGCCCAGGGUUAUUUUGUAGAAGUUAAAAGCUGCCUUCCGGAAUCUCAGAGUGAUGUGAUAGAUGUCCAGGCUGUUGAGCCUAAAGCUUCAAGAAUUGAACCUAAAGAGCCAGGUGGUGAGCCUGACACCCAGGCCGCUGGAAUGGAGUUUCAGACCACAGAGCCAGACGGCCAGGCUGUGAAGACGGAAAUUCAGGACACUCUUAAAGUCCAGACUGUUGAGCUAGACGGGGAUACUGAGCUGGAAGCCCAGGAUUCUCUACCCUCACACCAGGCCUUUCUAUCCAGAGACCAAGAUUUUCUGCUCAAUUGUCAAUACCAGGGUUCUUUACCCAAAGAUCACUGUGUUCUCCCUAAUUACCAGAAUGUUUUACCUAAAUACCAGGACCAGCAUUUUCUACCUGUAGCCCAGGAAUUUCUACCUACAAACCAACUUGCUUUACCCAAAGAACAGAAUCAUCCACUCAAAUGUCAGAAGCAGGAUCUCCCACCUGAAGACCAGUUUCCCCUGCCCAGACAUCAGUAUAUUUUACCUAUAUAUCAGGACCGAAGAGAUCCACAUGUUCUUCCUAAAUGUCAGGAUCAUGAUGUUCUUUCCAAAGCCCAGAACUAUCUACACAGUUAUCAGGAGCAGGAUCUUCCACUGCAAAGUCAGAGCCAGCAGCCAUCUGUUAGGACAGCUGAAAGGUGGCAAGAGGAUUUGUAUCUCAGUGGCCAUGAAUGUCUUCCACCCAGACAACGGAGAGACACGUGCAGCAGGCGACAGCAGCUCUGUGAGGAGUAUCGGUCAGGACCGAGCACUGAACAGCAAGCUCUGCUGCCAUUUCAGUCUGGAGUGGAUCAAGAAGAAGACAAAAAAGAGCGUCAGAAGCAAUAUCUGAGACACAGAAGGAUUUUCAUGGAUAUUGAAAGAGAACAAGUGAAAGAACAGAACAGACAAAGGGAGCAAAAGAGGAGGGCUGAAAAAAUUAAGAAAAGGAAAGAACAAGAGCGCUACGCUGAAGAGCAGAGACUCCUAAGAGUGAACUGUCCUGAAGAACCUUGUUCAGAAGAGAACAUAAGUGAUGUGUUAGCUCAGUUACAGCUGCAAGAAAUAAAAGGAGCCAGAGAAAAACAGCAACAGAGAGAGAAAGAAUAUGUAAGAUAUGUAGAAGCUUUACGAGCCCAGGUCCAGGAGAAAAUGAAGCUUUAUAAUAUCACUUUACCUCCGCUGUGCUGUUGUGGUCCUGAUUUUUGGGAUGCUCAUCCUGACACCUGUGCCAACAAUUGCAUUUUCUAUAAAAACUAUAGAGCAUAUAAUCGGGCAUUGCAUUCGGUCAUCAAUUCUUCUGAUAUCUCUGAGGGGAACGCAACUCUUCGAAAUGCCAUUCGUAAUUUUGCUUCUGCACAUAGACGGAACUUCAAAACAAAGUCUCCAGUAAGAGGAUGAAGUCAGUGACGAUGACUGGUAAAGAGUGUGAGCAGAAUGCUAUGUCAUACAGAAAACCACAGGGCAGCCUGAAGCUAUUGGAAGCUACCACAGUGUCCACGGUUCCAGCCUUACAGUGCACCCAGUGCUACAGCCCUCCAAAGUCCUUUUCUCUACCCCAAGCAAGGCACAUCAAGAGUUUGUUACUGUUGUUUUGUUUACCUUAUAAGCUAUAGAUAUGCUUUAUGUCCACUUUUCAUAUUUAGAGCCAAUAAUGAUGCUCAGAUCAACUCACAAACUAAACACAUAAUGCUAGAAACAUCUUCAACUGCCUUGUCAUACCAAAAGCAAAAUGCAAAGUAAGGAGAACACAAGAGCACCUUUUCAUUUUAAAGUGUUUGGAAACAUGUACAACUUGGAUACAAUUUCAGGAGCUCCAGACACAUAUGUCCACUUCAUGUAAACAUAGAUGCUUUGAGAAGCCACGGUGUGAUUGGUCAGAUUCUAAAUUAAACCCCUGAGGGCAAUAGACACAGCUCAACUAAGAUGUGUGGAUCAUGGUACUCCCCUCUUUAUAGUGUUUGCAAGGAGAUAGAUAAACAUUCUUAGUUGAGCAUGGUGGUUCAUGUCUUUAAUCCCACUACUAUGGAGGCUGAUGCAGAAGGAUUAAGAGUUUGAGGCCAGCUGAGCUGCAUGAAACUGUCUCAAAAAUUUUUAACCCAAAUAAAAUAAUUGUUUCUCCUUCUGCUUCUGUUGCUACUCCUCAUCUUCUUUCUCUUUCUUGUGAACAAAUCAACAGGAUCCUUUUUAUUGUCAGAUUUUCCCAUCGAUUUGUACUUGGGACAUCCUUCUCAUAAUUCUCCCUCUGCUUCACCACCUCACUGAUGCAGGCCUGCUUUUCUCUGUUACUUAAGCUGUUCACCAUCUCACUCAACUGUUGUGUGUGCUUGUUUUAACAACAUUUACAAAUAGAGACUCCCAGGAUUUGUGGCUUUGAUCUUGGGCCAGAAUUCUGAAUGCAGACAGAAUGAAACAAGAAUGCAGACAGUAGUCUGUGGCAGCCAUAGUACCUGUGUCCUUCAGGCCUCCUGGAAGAUGGUCUGUAGUCCUUCAUUUUCCAAAUGGAGGGAUUUUUAUCCAAUUUUGUCAUUUCAUAAUUUUAAAUUUCCCUUCCCAGGCAUUGUCUCCAUUUCUUAGAGCACUAUUGAGAAGGACUGCAAUAUUGAGAAGGACAUUGGCUCUUCUUGUGGUCGUCUCUGCCUGUCUACAUAAAGAAGGCAUAAGCAGCCUUAAGCCUUUGGUUUCUUGAGUCACUUUUAGUCAUCCUGAUCUAUUGUUCUCUAGGAAAUGCAGAACACAGCACAAGGCUCCCUGCCCUCAAACUAGCUCUCCAUGACAAGCAAUUUUUAUAUAAUUGUUACUAAUUAAAAAUGUUAACAAUAAAACACAAGGAACCCAUAAUGCCAGUCACUUUGGAGACUUCCUACUCUAAAAAUCCCUUUCUAAUCCUAGGUAACCAUUAAUCUUAUUUUUUAAUGUAUAAAUAAGCCUAUAUGUGAUUCCUCUUAUAAGUGGAAUAUACAGUAUGAGCUCUUUUUGACUGAACUUCCUCAGUUAGCCUGAUGCCAACACUCACCUGCAUUGUCAGAUUCAUUGGUGUAUUGAAUAGUACUGAGUAAUCGUAACAAUAAAACCAUUUAUUAAUUUAUCCUCUUAGGCAUUUGGGGGGUUUUCUACAUGGCUCUUAUGAAUUCUGCUAUGAGAAUUGUUCUCGGGAUUCUGUAGUACAUGUUUUCAUUUCAUGGUCUAUGGGAGUGAGACUCUGGAGUCACAUAGCAGCUUUGUGUUUCACUUUUGACAAACUGUUUUCCAAAGGAGCCACACUACUUUUCAUUCCCCAGAACAUGUAAAGAAAGGCUCAGCGUUCUUCACCAACAUUCAUCUCUUAGACAGGUGGUUGUGCUGUGGUAUUUCAUUGUGGUUUUAAAAUUCCUCCUAGCAGUUGAUGUUGGUUAUCUUUUUCAUGUGCCUGUUGGCCGUGUGGGUCUGUCUUUUGAAGAUGCUAGUCAGAUAUUUUGCCAGCUUCAUAAUUGGGUUGUCUUUUUAUUAUGGCAUUAUGUUGUAGAAAUUUUAAUCCUGAUUUGGAAUUUCUACAUUGCCUUUGACCAUUUAGCUCCCAGAUAAAAGACACACACAGCCUUUAUGUUUAUGUAAGCCUUAAACAGCACAGGAGCUGGGCAGAUGCCUACCCUCUCUGCUAUUAGAAUCUACUUUCUUAGGAUAAUCCCGAGUUAUUACUUACUGUGUUUCAUCUAGACUGCUCUUAACUCCAAUUGGCCAGCCCUUACAGCCAAGUUUUUAUGGCUCACCCAACUCAUAGUGGCUUCUCUUCCUCCUACACCUUCUUCUUUUUCUCUUGGUUCUCCUUAGACCCCAAGCCCUGGAAACCUAAACCCCACCUUUGGCUCCUCUGCCUAUCUACUGACUGUUGGCAUCUUUAUUUACCAAUCAGAAAUAGCUUGGGGAAGGGUCACAUUUCUAUGUGAGGACUCAAGGUCUUGGGGGCCACCACUUAGCAUUACAAUAGAUAGCAAGACCAAACCUCAACAGAAUUAGAAGAGCUGCUAAUAUAUGCUACACAUAGAUCCUUGAUCAGCUGUAUCAUCUGUAUUCUCUCCCAUUCUGGGAACUAUCUUUCUUUUUUUUUUUUUUUUUUUUUUUUUUUUGAGACAGGGUCUCACUGUAGCUCACUGUAGCUCUUACUGUCCUGGUAGUCACUUUGCAGAUCAGACUGGCUUUGAACUCACAAAGAUUUGCUUAGCUCUGCCUCCCAAAUGCUGGGAUUAAAGAGUGUAAUAACUGCUGCUUUUCACUUUCUUAGUGGUUUCUGCAGCUUGUAGCACACACUUUAUAAAUAUAUACAUUUGUGGCCUGUGUUUUUGCUAUUGUCUGAAAAGCCAUUACUUGAUCCAAGGCCACAAGUGUAGAGUUUUUAAAGUGUUGGUUUUAUAUUUAGAGUCACUUACUAUCCACUUUAAGCUAAUGUGUGUCAAAGGUCAUUCUUUAACAUGUAGAGACCUAGUAUCCCACUAUCACUUGCUAAAGACUACCAUUUGCCACAUAGAAUUGACUGGACAUGUCAGAGCUCACUUGUAAGAUCCCUGUUGUGUACCAUUCAUCCUGUGCCUGUCCUUACCUAGAAUAUUUCUGGAAUACUAUAACUUUGUGAUAAGUUUCAAGUAGACAAGUAUGAGCCCUACCUCUUUGUCCUUUUUAAAAAAGACAAUUUUACAUUUCUGAGUCCAUACAUUUUCAUGAGUUUUAAGGUCACUUUUCUGCCAAAAACAAAACAAAACAACAACAAACAAAGUAAAACAAAAAUCCACAAAAGAAUAGCUGAAUUCUGAUAAGAAACAUACUGAAUUCCUGGUUAAUUUGGAAAUAAUUGGCAUCUGACCCAUGAACGUGGGAUGAGAUCUCUUAUGUAUAUGGCUUUAAUUUUUCCUGGCUGUGUUUUACAUUUACAGAGGACAAAAAUUGUGUGUAGGUUAAACUUGUUCCUAAUGUUAUUGCAUUGAUGUCAUUGUAAAUGAAAUCGCCUUUUUUCCUUCCUCUCUACUUUGAACCUGGUCUUAUGUAACUUAGGCAGGCCUCAAACUCAGUAUGUAGUUAGGAAGAUCCUCUCCCAUUUCUAUUUUCUAGGCAUGUACUGCCACACCCACUUAAUGCAGUGCUGAGGACUGAACCUGGGGCUUUGUGAGUGCUGAGCAAGAGCUGUAUCCUCAACCCAGAACUUUAUGUUCUAAUUAUUAGUGUGUGUGUGUGUGUGUGUGUGCGCACUACUGCUUAUAUAUAUGAAGGUCAAAGGACAACUUCAAAAGUCAUUUUUUCCUUCUUCCACUGGGAUCCAAGAAUGCAACUCAGAUUAUCAGGGUAGGUCACUAGGCACUUUUCUCCACUGAGCCAUCUCUCCAGCUCCAGCCAUGAAUGUUUUAUAUGUUGAAUCUUGUCAUCUUAAAAUAGAAACCCACUUCUAGCUCAGUCUCUUAUGUCUUUUUUCUUGUCUAAUUACUGGUCUUGUUACUGGUUAGAACAUCAUGCACAUAAUUGUAUAGUACUUUAAGAGCAACGAAUUUUUAGUCUCUGUGGUAUUUAUCAGAUUUGAUGAAGUUCCCUUUUAUUACUAACUUAAUGAGUGUUGUUAUCCUGGAAUUGUUGGAUUUUAUCUGAUGCUUUUCUACAUCUAGUAUUAUUAAGUAUUCUUUGGGUUUUUUGUUGUUGCUGCUGCUGCUGCUGCUGCUGCUGCUGCUGCUGCUGCUGCUGUUGUUGUUGUUGUUGUUGUUGUUGUUGUUUUGGAUCAGGGCCUUGCCAUGUAGACUAAGCCAGCUUCAAACUUACAUUCUUACCUUAAAAAAAUUUUAAUAGGUUUUCUUUUGUUAAUACAGUAUUACUUUCCUAAGAUAUGUUGUAUUGACUUUUGUUUCUUUAGUCCUCAUAAAAUUUUUUGUUUGUUUAUUUGUUCUAAGUUUGGUUUUCUGAAACAGGUGAUUUGACUGUGUGAUCUCAAAAUAGUAAAAUGAUGAUUAAAAUUGGGCCAUUGAAUAUCAUCAGAAAACUUUUAAGUCUUUUAGUUUCAGUCUAUAUAUAAAAGUUUCAAGGUUGAUGUCUUAGGGUUUUAUUGCUGUGAAGAGACACCAUGACCACGGCAUCUCUUAUAAAGGAAAACAUUUAAUUGGAGCUGGCUUACAGUGUUAGGAGUUUAGUCCAUUAUCAUCUUGGUGGGAAGCAUGGCGGCUGGCAAACAUGGUUUUGAGAAGGAGCUGAGAGUCCUACUUUUGGAUCAGCAGGCGGCGGGAGGAGAGUGACACUGGGCCUGGCUUGAGCAUUUGAAACUCAAAGCCCACCCCCACUGACACUUGCUCCAAUAAGGCCACACCUCUUAGUAGUGCCACUCCCUGGUGACCAGCAUUCAAAUCUAUGAGCUUAUGGGGCCUAUUCUUCUUCAAACCACCACAGAUGCAAAUGUCCUUGCACUGCAGUCUGGUCUUAUGUUACCAGUGGCCAGUGGUUCCUUCUGUGACUUACAGAGGUCUGAGAGCAGUAGCUUUGAUCAAAAAGAAGUAAGUCACCUGUCACACAUAGCUGCAGUGUGGUGAAUUCUGUUUGAAGUGAUAAAUGUGCUUUGGAAGGAAGUAUGGAAUCCAAGUUUCUUGUUUUUUUCCUAAAUUUGCAUGACUGUUGUCCUGGCUAGUUUUAUGUCAACUUGACACAAGUUGAAGUCACCAGAGAGGAAAGAGCCUCAAUUGACAAAAUGUCUCCAUAUGGCUGGUAGUCCUGGGUUCAAUAAAAGAGCAGGCUGAGCUCCAUGUGGAGCAAGCACCCUCCAUGGCCUCUGCAUAAGCUCCUGCCUCCGGGUUCUUGCCCUUCUUGAGAUCCUGUCCUGACUUCCUUUGAUGAUGAGCUGUGAUGUGGAACUACAAGCAGAACAAACCCUUUCCUUUUGGAGCCUGACUUUUGGUCACGGUACCUUAUCACAGCAGGAGAAAUCCCAACUAAGACAGGGGUAAAUCAAAGUCUGCAGGGUAAACUUCAGUCUCCUUCCUAGAUUAGCAGAGAAUUUUAAGGAAGAAGAGGCUGAAAGGUAAAAACUGAUCCUAAAGAGAUGGAUUUUGAUUUUUGGAGCAGAAAUAGGGUUUAGGGGUAAGGAAAAUAACUAAAUUUAAAGUAGUGUGUGCCUGGGGACUGUCCCUCAGAGUGUUUGCUUAGCAUGUGUAAGAUGAGGAGUUUGAUCCCGGUACAGAAUGAGGAAGGGAGGGAGGGAAGGAGGGAGGGAGGGAGGGAGGAGAGGGUGGGAGGGAGUGGAUAAGUAACAUGGAUGUCUCCUUGGUUAAAAGCACUGGCUGCUCUUCCAGAGGGCCUGGGUUCAGUUCCCAGCACUCAACAUGGCAGCUCAUAAUCAUCUGUAGCUUCAGGAUUACUGAUCUGAUGUCCUCCACAGGCCCAGCUCUGUAUGCACAUGGAGCUCAGACACACAUGCAGGCUAAACACCCAUACACAGAAUAAUUUUUAAAAAAAUUUUUUUGAGAAUAGUCCUUGGAUGGCUGUUCACAUUAUCUGUAGAUGUUUCCUCCUCACUGUUAUUUGAUAGCAAGGCUCUCUGUAUGCAUGAGAUAUAGACACAGGGAACCUUGUUAUCUACACAGGCACACUGCCUGUACCUACUUAAUCCUGUUACUGCGGAGCUCUCUUCCUAUCCUGUCCCAUCCUGUGACUAAAGUGAGCUCCCCCAUCUCCUCAAAGGCAUUGCCUCAGUACUUCUCUUUACUACAUCAUUAAUUUCUCCCACACCAGGUGUAGUGGCAGCAAGUGCCAUUAAUCCCAGCACUCAGAAGACAGAGUCAGGCAGAUCUGGAGUUCAAGGCCAGCCUGGUAUAUAGAGCAAGUUCCAGGACAUCCAAGGCUACACAGAGACACUCUUGUCUCAAAACAAAAGUUCCUAUUAGAAUAUUCCAAAAGGUACACAGAACUGUUGUAAUUAUUUUCCAUAUUGAAAACUACCCAACUUAAAAAAAGGGGGUGGGGACAAAAACAGAAAAAAGCUUGGUUUACCUGACAUAAUUUCAGUUACCACUAAACUUCUUUGUUUCCCUUUAAAACAACAUCCUGAGUUCUCAGUACUCACUGCUCCUUUUCAUAUGUUGCUGAUACAUUAGCAGUUUGCCUUACCACUCUAGUGAAAACAUUCUUGAGGUUGCCUGUGGUGGUGCAUGCACUAGAGAGGCUGAGGCAGGUGGACUCUGUUCCAGGCCAAAGUUACCAGUGGCUUCUGCAUUGCUAAACCUAAAGGUUAUUUUUAAACUUCAUCCUAAUUAUCAACAGGAUUUAACAUAAGUGAUCCAUCACUUUUUUAAUCAUCUUAUCACCUGGCUUCCCCAACGUCAAAGUUUUAGAUUUUUUCUCUUCUUUUCUAUCUUUCCUUCCCCUUGCUCCUUUGAGCUUUUAUCUAAGUCUGUGGCUUUAAGUAUCAACUAUAUACAAACAACUUUGAAAUUUAUUUCUCUAGCUCCUGACUUUAUCUCUAAACUCCAGAUUCAUAAAUUUGGCUGCAUAGGUAACUUUUCUGUAUGCUUGGUUUCCCAAAGAUUUGUGCUUUCCACACUCUACCCACUAUCAGAUAACGACAGUUCUGCACAAAACCUUGUAGAAAUCAUUUGCUCUUCUCUUUCUCUCAUCCUGCAUCAUUCCAUUAGCAAAUGAUGCCAUGUGUCUCCUCUCCUCUCCUCUCCUCUCCUCUCCUCUCCCCUCCCCUCCCCUCCCUUCCCCCUCCCCUUCCCUUUCCUCCUCUCCUCUUUCUUCCCUCCCCUCUCCUUUUCUUUCCCUCUCUCCCUCCCCUUGCCCUUUCCUCUCUCUCUUCCCCUCCUUUUUCCCCAGAAACAGAUAUCCUGUAAUCCGUGCUGGCCUUAAACUCUUCAUGUAGCUAAGAAUGACCUUGAAUGUCUCAUCCUCCUGCCUUCAACCUCUCAAGUGCUAGGAUUAUAGGUGUGUACUGCUACACUUAGCACAUCUUCCUCUCUCCACUCCUCUAACAACACAGCAUUCUAGUGUUCUAACAACACACCCCAGUCCACUCUAAGUAAAUUAGCAACAAAUGUUCCUUAUUAUACUCUUAUCCAUCUCAGUAAAUGCCAUUUCCAUCUCAUUUAUUUUCACCAAAAAUUGUGAAGUCACUCUCUCCACUCUUUCUUAUGCAAGCUGUAUACAGGUUUUAUUGGUUUUAUCCAUAGAAUACACUCAGAAUUCAACUGUUUUUACAGUGCUUGCCUCAUUCCCCUAAGUUACUAAGUAGCCUCCUCCUUGGUUUUCUUGCUUCUGUUUAUGUGCAGCUCAUACAUUGUUCUUAAUACAGUAGCCAGAGCAGGCCUUUCAAAAUCAGAAAGAUCAGUCAUGCCCUUCCACUCCUGCACAGGUCUCCUCUGUCUUCUGAUUUUACUCAGGAGGAAUGGCUUGUCCUUAUAGUGUCAUGCAGGAAAUGAUAGUGUGACCUCAAGCAGAUCUGAGACUUUUCUCCUGCCUCAUUCUUCUCUGCUCUGAUUAGCCACACUGGCUUGUUCUAAUGUGGGCACCCCAAGGACACUUUUGCUUCAAGGCUUUUUCAUCUGUUGUCUUGUGCCAUCUUCCUUUGAUAAUAUUUAGCUUUGUUCAAACACAGUUUAUCACAAGGCCUCCCUAGUGAGCUAACGUGUCCCUCCCUACUCACCCCUGACACAAGUGCUCCAUAUUCCCUCUUUAAAUGUUCCUUCAUGCUGCUGCUUAGUCUAGGCGAUGGGUUAUUUAUUUAUCUUUUCUUCCCGCUGGCUUGUAUACUUCCUAUUUGUUAAAUUUUGUUAUAUAUCCCCAAUAUUAAGGUUGUGCCUGAUACUUACUGGACUUUGUGUCGAUAUUUAUUAAAUAAUUAAACAAAUGUGUCCUCUACCCAACCUUUUCUUCUGUGUUCUGUUUCAUUGUUUUUAGUAGAAUGUUCAACACAGAAUAAUUGCAAAAUUCAGCUGUGCAUAAAUGGAGCUAGUUCUUAAGUUAAUGGUUUUAAAUAAACAGUUGACCACAGUUGAAGUCCUACAAGCAUCUGGACUCUGGGUCAGCAGCGCAGAGCUGCCUCACCCUGGACCUGUGAUGGUGGCAUGAUCCCUUCGCCCAGUGAUCAGUGCCUUGGAAUGCAUGUAGAGAUGUGAUAUUACUGAUAUUACUGUGAUAUUACUUUUCUAGGACUUUCCCUUCUCUCUCUAUAGACUUAGUCUGACCAGAAUAAAGACAAUUGGAAUUUAUUAAAGGUAAUUCUUCAUGAUAGUCUUAUGUAGUAUCUCCUCAGAAAAGUUAUCAGGACUCAUUUUGCCUGGUUUCAUGUUCCCUUGUUGGUGCUAAUUUAGGACAAAUAAUUUAAUGUCUCUGGACAGUGAUUUUUUUUAUAAAAGAGAUGGCUAUACAAUGUGAUUUUCAGCACAGUCUAAUACGUAAGCAUGUGUUCUGUUUUUACUUUUGCCCUCACUAUCACGUUUUGCAGUUGGUUUGCUCUUCUUACUGAGUGUAGACUACUGGUAGAUUUGACAUGUCAGAGAUAAGGGUGAGGAGAAAGAUGAUCUCCCAGGAGUGUUGACACACCUGAGAGCGCAGGGAGGACUACCACUUCUACUCAGAGGGGCUACCCCAGAAGCCCUCGGGAUGUGAGAACCUUCCGGUUUCUGUCUGCGCCCAGAGCUGACCCUAUGCCACAUCUCUCAGUACCCAAAUCCUGCUAGGAGAGACCUGGUCUCCAAGGAGAGCUGACACAGGACUUAUAGGAGGGUCUAGCCACUGUCAGAGACAACAAGACCAGCUAACACCAGAGAUAACCAGAUGGCAAGAGGCAAGUGCAAGAAUCUAAGCAACAGAAACCAAGGCCACUUGGCAUCUUCAGAACCCACUUCUCCCACCACAGCAAGCCCUGGAUACCCCAACACACUGGAAAAGCAAGAUUAUGAUUUAAAAUCACAUCCAUGAUGAUAAUAGAAGACUUUAAGAAGGACAUAAAUAACUCCCUUAAAGAAAUACAGGACAACACAGGUAGACAGGUAGAAGCCCUUACAGAGGAAACAAAAUCCCUAAAAGAAUUAUAGGAAAAUACAACCAAACAGGUGAAGGAAUUGAACAAAAUCAUCCAGGAUCUAAAAAUGGAAAUAGAAACAAUAAAGAAAGCACAAAGGAAGACAACCCUGGAGAUUGAAAACCUAGGAAAGAGAUCAGGAGUCACAGAUGCAAGCAUCACUAACAGAAUACAAGAGACAGAAGAGAGAAUCUCAGGGGCAGAAGAUACCAUAGAAAACAUUGGUAUAGUAGUCCAAGAAAAAGCAAAAUGCAAAAAGCUCCUAGCCCAAAACAUCCAGGAAAUCCAGGACAUAAUGAAAAGAUCAAACCUAAGGAUAAGGUAUAGAAGAGUGCAAAGACUCCAACUUAAAGGGCCAAUAAAUAUCUUCAACAAAAUUCUAGAGGAAAACUUCCCUAACCUAAAGAAAGAGAUGCCCAUAAACAUACAAGGAGCCUACAAGAACUCCAACUAGAUUGGACCAGAAAAGAAAUUUUUCCUGUCACUUAAUAGUCAAAACACCAAAUGCCCAAAACAAAGAAACUAAAAGCAGUAAGGGGAAAGGUCAAGUAACAUAUAAAGGCAGACCUAUCAGAAUUACACCAGACUUCUCACCAGAGACUAUGAAAACUAGAAGAUCCUAGAUAGAUGUCAUACAGACCCUAAGAGAACACAAAUGCCAGCCCAGGCUACUGUAUCCAGCAAAACUCUCCAUUACUAUAGAUGGAGAACCAACCUAUUCCAGAGAUAAGGGUGAGACAAGGUCUCCGUGCUGCCCACUGAUCCUGUCAGAAUGCACCAGGAAGGCAGAACAGAACCACUUACAGUAAAGGCAUGAGUUUAACUAGAGGGGCACAAGCAUUGAGAGCUCAGCUUCAGCUCUUACCCAGAGAAUCCUUCAUCACCUGCCAGCGUCUGGUGUCAGACAGCUACAAUGUAUCGUAUACCUAAAAUAAAUAAAUAAUUCUUUUAAAACAAUAUGUGUGGCACAUUUUUCUAGCUAGUUCAACCUGAGCAAGCUUGUUCCAGAUGCUUAGAUUUACGAAGUGUCUACGUUCUCUCCCUUGUAGUGUUGCAGUUAUCACUGAAUUAUCCAGGCCUCACCCUUACCUUUUUAGCCCUCUUAUGAUGGUCAGGAAUAGGAUUGUCAACAACUUUAUUGACCACUGACUGUAAGCUUUGACUAGAAACUGCUUCUGUCUUUUAAUCAUUUAAAUUAGAGAAAAGGAGGUAGCAGGCAUCACUUUUCUAUUCACUUUUAGAAGCAAAAUAUUUCUUCUCGUUUAUCUUUUACAUGUAGUCAUCACUUUGUGUCUUGUUGUAGGUAUCUUCAGGUUUCUAGGACAAAAAAAAAAAAAAGACAAGAGAUUGAGAGCCUCAAAUUAUAAAGAAAGACAAAAACAGAUGAGCAUCCAGCUCUUUGUAUUGGGUGAAGUUUUUCAAUUUGUUGCUUUAGGUUUGUAAAGCUUUCUUAAAGCAAAAGCAGAGGAUACAUCAUGCCAUGCCCUCAGUGUUGCUGAUAAUCCUAAGGGGGUGUGCUAUGUCAGACACACCAAAUUGAUUCUAAAAAGUAAGGUAUUUGGUGCUGCAACAGGAGUCAUCUCUUCACAGCCCCAAGCAGAAAUUUUGGCCGUAUGCCUCCCCUCAGACUCCAGUACUUAUAGUACUCAUUAAUGGGCCAACCUACUGGACAGGUCGUCCAUUGUCUGAGUCUCCUAACACUCCUAGCAUUGCAAAGAAAAGCAAACAAGCAAUGCCUUCCAUGAAGUAUUUCUGCAAAAAGAAAAGGAAAAGGAUUAUAACCAUAUUUUAGCAUUUUUUUAAAAGCCCAGGUUCUUGAAGGAAACUCAAGGAUAGCACAUAGUUCUGUAUAAGUGAAAGUUACAUUACACCUUCAGUCACAGUGCAGGAGGCAGAGGCAGACCGAUCUCUGAGUUCAAGGCCAGCCUGGUCUGCAUAGUGAAACUUUGUCUCAAAAACAGUCAAUCUAUUACACAAAAGAGACCCUGAGUCCUGAAACUCUCCAUAGUAUAUGAUAAAUUAAUGUUUACUCAUCUAGAACAGUAUUUAACAUGUGUUAGAGAAUGGUCAUGUAAGUCAUUUUCUGACUGAUACUGUGUAAAAAGAAAACGAACAAGUUUUACCACAAAGAAGCAGAUACCUAGAACCUAGGUCAUUCUGUAGGAAAACUGAAACUUUUUAAAGCAGGCUAGUGCCUUACAUUCUGGAUUAAAAGGUUUAUAAACAUGACUGCUGAAUAUAACAUGUGAACCUUGUUUGGAUGCUGAAAGGAGAAAGUCUGAAAAAGGUAACUUGAUCUAAUCCAAGAAAGUGUAGAGUCAUAGUUACUGGUAUUGUGAGGAGUGACAAUGAAAAGAAAUGAUGGCUAGAGAUGUAACUUGGUGUAGCAGUAGUUUAUUAAUGAUUCUGUGCUUCCAACAGGUCUCACAUGUACAUCUGGAUUUGCAAGUCACACACACACACACACACACACACACACACCAAUUAAUUUUGAUAUGCCAUGCCUAGCUUAAUGGCUAGGCAUUUCUAAUCCUUCCCACUGCUAGCAAAUAUUCUUCUGCUCCAAUACUCUUGAGUUAACAUCUUUUAAAAUCUAUAUUUCAUCUCUGCUACCCCAAAUACAAUUGGGGAAGUGGCCCAUGUGGCCACUUUCCCUGAUCCUCAAAUGUUGGUGGGCCUUUAGGUCUGGUCUUUUCCUUCCCCACCAUGGCAAUCUCUGCUUCCCUCCUCUCUCCUCACAGUCUCGCCUCAGUCUACCUGCCUAGCCAUUGGCCAUUGGCUCUUUAUUGAUUGAUCAAAAACCAGCUGGGCACAAGGACCUUCAGCAUUUGGGACACACAGAUUCCCGAUUUGGGGAGCCAGAUUAAUUCAAAGCAUUAGAACCAAUCUCCAACAACUUGGUGAUAAAGCAAAUGCCCUAGCAUGUUCAAGGCCUUGGGUUCAGUGCUUAGCACCACAAACCCCAAAGAAAAAAGCCAGCAAUAAAAACGAAAAGAUCUAUGUCAACACAGACAUGGAUACUGAGAUAGUGAGUGAAAUGGAAGUCUGUCUUAAGAUUCAUCCUAAUUCAACAAAAUAGGACAAAGGAGCAGAUUCAAGUAAGUGGCAACAAAAGCUUAAUAAUACUGGAUCCUGGGGGUGGGUUUAUGAGAAUCAUUAUGCUGUCUGCUUUAUUUUGUGUUUGAGGUUUGUUCUGUUUUGUUUUGGUCUUGUUUUUUGUUUGUGGUUUUUUGUCUUUGUUUUUGUUUUGUUUUGUUUUGUUUUUUUAGUAAUUUACAGCAUAAGUCUUAAGCCUGAAAUGUUAUGUUACUGCUCCUUUGCCUCCUUCCAUGAAUAAAGAGAUUUGAAGGAGAAAGUGUUAUUUCAACUUCUGACGCAGGCAUUUUCAGAUGGUGAAUAGAACCUAGAAGCUACAGACUGGGUCGGUAUGGAGGCUCUGUAACACAGCUCACACCAUGAGUAAUCAGAGAGGCACCUCAUUACCUGCUUUUAUGAAGUAUAUCUGAAUUCCCAGCCCUAUAAAAGUUGAGAAAUCAAGGAGGAAAAACCAUAGAGGACAUUAGGGUAAAAAUGAGAAGGACAAAAUGGUAGUUUAGUAAAAACAGCUUUGAAGUCUGUUUGAAAUGGGGAUAAGAACAUCCAUUCCAUUUAACUCAGAGAUACGAAAAAAUGAUUUCUACCUUCCCUCUAAAUAAAAAUCUCAGGUAAUUGAGAAUCUGUACUUUGAUGCCAUGUAAAUCUAUAAAUGUUUUAAUCUAGAAACAUUUCCCCAUCUUAAAAAUAAAAUUAGCUUGUUUUAUAAAUGGGAUCAGUUUUCCUGUAAAAUGACCUGGGUUCCAGAUUUCUGCUUCCUUAUAAGCAUGUUUUGUUUCUAUUUACAUGCCAAAAUUGUCCUUUGAUAUUGAAGCUCUUGCUUUAUCUUCAGAGUUUGUACUCCUGUGGGAUAGUUUGUGUAGGAGUUAAGAUUGUGAUUAUGGUUUAAAUCCCAGUCUUUCUCGAUGCCAGCUACGUGACCUUAAGUCAGUUACUGAAGGUAUCUAAAUUUUAGAUGGGAAAAAUGAAACUUCAUAGAAUUCUGAGAAUUCAGUGAGAUAGCAUAUGUACAGUGGCUAACAGUAUCUAGCACAUACUAAGUAAAGUGAAUAUUUUAUGUUAACAACAGAAUUACUAUCUCCAGUACCAUUCUUAAUGCCAUAUGCGAAUAUCUCUAUUGUAAAUGUUCCUUAACAAUUCAAGAGGCAAGGCCUUCUGUACAACACAAGCACAUUGGUCCACUGCUGUUUCAGGGUGUCUUAAUGAGCUGAGCUAAUGGGUAUUGGAAUACAAGUCCAUCUAGUAUGGCUUUUAUGUCACUGCCCAAAUAAAAGCAUAUUCUAUGUCCCUAGUGGGAGUGAGGGAGGAUGGGGGGAUAGAGGAGUAGAGGCUGGCUGUGAGCAUGUAGAGGGGAAGGGUAAAGGGAGAGAGGGAGAGCAGGAACAAGAGGAGAGGGCAAGAGAGCAAAACCACGUUUUUCUUUUUCUUUUUGAAGGUGGAAGAUGAAAGAAUGAGUUUGCCAAAUAAGUGGGUGUGUCAAUUAAAUUGCAAAUCAGCCUGCCUUCCCUCUUGCUCAAUCUGAGGGUGAGUUGACACCUGUUUGUAAAUCCUUCCUGGUUCAAAGCUAUAGGUACCCUCAUCUUAGGAGACCCACCCACAUUUGAAUUGCUAAGAUUGAGUUAUGGUUCAGCCUAAAGAGGCCAAGCCUACCCUGUGUUCCCAUGUGGGCACAAUGUUUUCUCUAAGGAAUUAAAACAUUUUGUCAAAAAGAAAAGGUACAAGAUCAUCUUUUUCUGUCAUGCAUCAGGACAUUGUAUUGUAUACACUUUUUAAAAAUUGACUUUUGCUGAAAGAAAAGGCAUCUUGGGGGCAGGGGAGGGGGUAAAGAGAAGGCUCAGCGGUUUAGAGCAGUGGCUGCACUUGUAAUGGACCCGGGUCUGAUUCUUAGCACCCACAUAUUGGCUCGGCCACCUGUAAUUCCAGCUACAAGACCCAGUGUUGUCUUCUGACUUCUGCAGGCAUCAGGAGCACACAUGGUGCACAUACACACAUGCCAGCAAAACAUUUAUUCACAUAAGCCUAAAGCUCUUUAAGACGACAGAAAAGACUGUAAUACCACUCUUGUCUUUGAGGGGCUGGGCUCAGGUAGUCUUUCCCUGUAGCUCUAACUCGUUCUCACCCUGUAAAUAACUUGAGUCAUUUGCAUUAGACAUAGUGGAGACUGGGAGAGGCACAUGAGGAACAGAACUGAGAGUAGGACUAACAGUGGAAGAGCAGAGGGAGAGUCGGAAGCAGAGUGGGAUGCAGCAUAAACUAACACAACAGGAAUGAGCCGUUUAGCUAGUUUUGAGUUCGUGACAACACUUGGUAUUUGUUAUUACAUUUGUAGAUUUACAUGUAAUGGCUCAACCUGGAAGUUCAUUGAUUAAGGAAUGUCGUCUGACACAAGUGAUGAUAGCUGAGAGACAAUGGAUACUCAGUAAAUAUGUAUCUCUUGUUUCCCAUUGUUUAAACUCCUUAUCUACUACCUCUUCCUCUUGACAAUGGCCAAGAUGGAAAUGUAUAGAUGAGUGGCUCAUCUCUAUAUAGUUCAUGAAUUUGGUUCUAGAAGCGCAGUACAGUUGGACCUGCAUUUCUAUAUUCUGGCCCACUGAGGCAGCAGGCACAGGCAAUUUGUUCAGGCCACUAUAGGUGAUGUAAUUGUGUCUAUCUGACAUGCAGGAAACGGACUGCGAGGCUCCUUUACGUGCCUGUGUUUGCCAGGAGCCCUUAUCUUCAUAGUUGGGACUAGAAAUCUUGCUAAAAUGGGCUUAAGUUGGGUAUUGCCCCUUUGUAAAUCUCAUGGUGUUGAUAGCCUCUCUUUGGGGCUAUAGAGAACUGGGAGCAUUUAGAUCAGUUGGCAGGAGUGUCCCUUAGGAUUAACUGGCUUUUGUUUGAGUGAAGUGCCCUUUGAAUUUUUCAACCUUAAGCACUUACUUCCUCUGAGGCAAAGUGCUCUGUGAAAACUUGCCUGUUCUCUUAUGUUCAGAAACUUCCCAACACAGUGUAGCUACUUAAACUACUGCACAUAGGCAUUUUACUCUACUUGAUAACUGUUUAUAGAUUUUUAAAAAGAUUUUCUUAUUUUUAUUUUAUGUGUACAGGUGCUUUGCCUUCGUGUAUACCUGUACCACUUGCAUGCCUGAUGCCUCUAGAGGCAAGAAGAGAGUGUUGGAUCUCCUGAAACUGGAGGUACAGAUGGUUGCGAGCCAGAGCCACCGUGUGAGUGCUGGGAACCAAACCUGGCUUCUCCAAAAGACCAGUAUACUUUCAACUACUGAGCCAUCGCUCCAGCCCCCGGACCGAAUGUUUUAACUCAGGGCAUUGCUGCACACCGCAUUCUGUGUAAUAAAAGGAUGUGCCAGGAACCUGGAAGCCCCUGACAUAUUUCUGCCUUUUUCAAGUGAUGCCUGUCCGUCUCUCGAGCUAGAGCUCAGCUGCUAUAAACUGACUGGGAAGGAGCUUGUUCCAGUUCCUUACUAGAUAGUGGGGCAGGAAGAUUUAGUAAAAGUGCUUAGAGAAACGAUUAGGGCCUGAGAAUAAGAAUUUCCAACAAGACAGAUCUCAAAUCAGGGAAUUCAUGUCAAUCCUACACUUAAUCCCUGAGUCUUGCCGCCUGCCUGUUCACACCAAGGCUGGCCAAUGUGCAUGCAUAUAUCUCUGUCUCAGUUUAUCAUGUCAUGUUUUGAUCCAAGUAAGCGCCACAUGAUCCAGAUACAGAAGGACUCCCUAGUAACCAAGAUCCCUGUGUUACCCUAUAAACUUAAACUCAUAUCUACACACACACACACACACACACACACACACACACACACACACACUGUCAUCUUUAUAUCCUAUUCAUCUUCAUAAUUCAUAAUAUAAAUGAAAUCAUGUACUACUUGGCUUUUUGAUGUAGUCAUUUAAUCUUUUUUUCUUUCAAGACAUUAUUUCAAGACAGCCUGGCCGUCCUGAACCAGGCUGGUCUCACAUUCAGAGAUGGCUUUGCUCUGCUCCCUGAGUGCUGGGGUUAAAGGUGUGUACCACCUACAGCAGGCUUGUAACCAUUUACUUACUGAGGGUCAUUUAUAAAUGUUUGCUAUUUUGAUGAGCUGCUGUGGACAUUUGUGUCCUGGCUUUCGUGUGGAUAGAAAUGUUCGCUUACUCGGUAUACAUGCCCAAGAAUGAAACUUAACUGUAUGGUAAGUGUGUUUCAAACUUAAACAAUGACUCUGUGUACAUGCAUGCAUGCAUGUGCCAUGGUACACAUGUGGAGGUCAGAAGUCAGGUCUUUCCUUCCAUCCUGUGGGUUCCAAGGACUCUGGUUCUCAGGCAUGGCAGUAACCUUAGCUGCUAAGCCAUCUUCCUGACUCACAGUUUACACUUACUAGGAAAGUGACAAUAUGUUCCGAGGGUCAUGUUUCUUGUUUUUUAUUUUUGACCUACUCUGCCAGGUGACAAUGGCUAAAAGUAUAUGUGUCCUACUUGGUCCUCACUGUCACCCUUGUGGGACCAAGUAUACCUCAUUAUGGUUAGAUGGGUGGAAAUUCUGACUAGGCCUCUGAGGACAGUCCUAUGGGAGGAGGAAUGAAUCUUCUAACUGCUCCCCCUCUGGACUUCCAAUGUGGUGUAUGGGUCGGAGUACUCAUUAUUACUGAGAGGAGGUAAAAGUUUCUUCACAUUUGAAGUUCUCAGUUCUCACCUCAGGGUAUGGGGAUCUGUUGUAGACAGGGGUAAGCAGAAAUACGGGUCACCUGUAGUCUUGGCUGACAGGACUGGAGAGCUCUAGUGUUCUGUCUGGUGCUUGUUUGGAGUGGGCCUCUUAUUGCUUGGCUGCUCUUCCCUUGGUCUUUUGACUGCACGUGGUUAACUUUUCUGGGCGCUUCCCUUCCUCCAUUCUAGGAGUGUCUAUGUUAGCUUAGGUUUAACCUAGAAUUCAUGUUCCUGCCUUUGCCUCCCAAGUGCUGGGGUUUCAAAUGUGGACGACUAACUAGGCUCAGUAUUUCUGAACCCUUCUUGAAACCCACUUACAACAACUGCUGUUCAAAGGAAAAACUCUCAACCUGUUAGCAUGGCCAUUCACUGCUCUUAACCACCUCACUGCACGUAGGAACAGUCACAUCUUCUGUAGUUUUUCUUUUCCACCAUGCACAUGUGGAAAACAGUUGCCAGCUAUGCAGAAUUUCCUUCAGGAUCAUGCUUUUUGUGGUGUGUUGUUUUGCAGAUGUGCUCUGUGGGUCCCUACCUUCUCAUCUUCUCUACAUGGUAAGCAGCUAGCCAUUCCUCAAAUCUGGGCAUGUUACAUAUGGUGAAGCCUUCUGAGAUUAAGAAGUAUUUGAUCCCAUCUCAGGGUUAUCCUAUUUCUAUGAACACACUCUGUAGUGUGCUUUCUUGUUCACAUCGAUUUACCAAUCUGCCCUAGAAGUGGGGCUAUGCUAUACAUCCCUGACCUAUUCAGCUGUAAAUUCUUUGUGGUCAGGCACUGUGCCUGUUUUAUCAGUUUGUCCUCAACCUAACACAGAACUGACACUGAACACACGUUUAUUAAAUAGGUAAAUGGAUGAAUUAUUGCUUUCACCCGAAGACCAUCAGCAACUUGUGAGAUUAGGACACCGAGACAAACUCCUCUUUAUCAUUGCCAUUUACUUCUUAAGCAAAGCAACAUUGAGAAAUUAUAAUAGUUAACCACUUAUGCUGCACUGUUCCCCCUUCUAUAAUGACUCUGAGGUUGUGCUGUUUCUUGUCAGCUGAGGAGGUUGGGUACGGGAGAAGAAGCAGAUGUGGUGUGUCAAGACAGUUCUUCAGGACAUUAUUAACUGCCAGUCCAGUCUUUGGUAAAUCCAAACCCCUGUUUGUAACUACUUUUAUCAAGGUGGAGCUUUUCUUUGAUAGGCAUUUCAGAAAUGCAGCUUUCACUGAGCGGCGUAGCAUAGGUUUGUCUUGCCCACAAGCACACUGUCAAGGAUUUUACAAGACAAACCUGUACCUCUAUACACAUCAGCUCUUUGUAAGAACACUGAGCUGAUGUCUGAUUAUACAUACAUAAUCUCUCUACCUACAAGAAAACUACUGAACAUGUCAGGCACUAUUAAAUAUUUUAUAUAAGUAACUUCUAGUUCUUACAGCCACCUUGUACUGCAGGUGUCACUGUCCAUGUUUCGUAGCUAUGGGAACGGAGAAUCAGGAUUGUCUUGGACUCUAAGCAGUGUUUUCUAUUUUUAGUGUCUGUCUCUCAAUGAAAACUCCUAGUAUUAUAUUUCUCCCAGUAUCCCAACUUCCUGCCCCUUCAAUCACAUCUCUUGAGAUACGGUUCUUCUGUCAUCUGUUUUAUAAGACAGAAAAGGGAGGAGAAAUGCAUUUUUAAGUUGAUGCUUACCUGUAUGCUGAUAUUUUGUUCUUCAGCCUAGUAACUUCUUUUGACAUUUGGUCUCCCAAUAUUCAGGAGCAUUCACGGCCUUUUGUCCCUUCCUUAAAACCAAGGAAGGUACUCAUUGCUUAAGAGUCUAAACAGAAAGCUACAUGGUGAUCGAUGAAAUUUAGUAGCAAUUGAAACUGAUGCUUUGUGGCUAAAAAGACUAUUAACGUUGGAUUUCUUCAUCACAAAUGCCUAAUACUGGAGCAUAGUAAUUAGAGGGCUGCCAAUUAGUGAAAGACCCCCAGAGAGGACCUUUCCCUCAGGAGGAGUCCCAAGCGCCCAAUGACCGAGCCGAGUCCACUCGGAUGCAAUCAGCAAGAGGGUUUAUUGGAAAACACAGGUACCUGCGGGCACACAGUCUCUUCGGAGGACUUGCGCACCCAGCAGCUCCAGCAUGGGGCUUUUAUAGGGAUUGGGGAAGCAGAAGCGGGCGUACAGAAGCAGAUGCAUAGUUACGGGGAUUGGUGGAUUCAAACGAGGCACAUAGACAUGUUCACAUAUGAUUGGCUAUUUCACAUGAUGAGGUAAUAAGGUAUAGCUACACACAUUGGCAGGUUUGGGGCAUCCUGGAUGUCGGGGGCUGGGGGCUUAUCUCUUCCUGCCAGGUGGCCUGUGAGUGGUACUCCUGGUCUGUUCUGCAUUCCUUUCCUUUUAUGGUCUGUUAGUUUUCACGGUGACUCGGCCCUAGGUAUCUGGGCGUGCCUGGGCUCGUUCAAGCCUGUUGCAACUCUGAGUUAAGACUCAUGGGGUGGGUCUUUCAUUUUCCCCCAUUUUCUUUUAGACUUGAGUAAAAUCCUUUACUCAAAUCGAAUUCUAAGGAAUCUCUUCCUGUUGUCUUACCCUCUGGUAUUGUUGGGUGAGAACAAGCGUCUGAAUGACUGAGAGUCUGUUCUUUAUGAACUGCAUCAAUCUGUUUAGAAUGCAGGGGCCAAAGAGGAAGAUUAGGAGAAGGAUGAUUAAGGGUCCCAUCAAGGUGGACACCAGGGUAGCAAACCAAGGGGAUCGGUUAAACCACCCCUCGAACCAGCCUUGUUGGGAAUCAAACAGCUUCUGUCUCUGGGCCAAGCGUUCUCGGAGCUUAGCCAUGUUAUCUCUCACUAAUCCUGUAUGGUCUGCAUAGAAACAACAUUCUUUCAGUGUAGCACACAGGUUCCUUCUUUAAGGAAUAUCAGGUCUAAUCUUCUCCUAUUCUGAAGGACUACCUCUGAGAGGGAGGUUAGGUAUUCUUGGAGGUCAGCUAAAAAGUCUUUCACUCUUUUUAUAUCUGAGUCAAUGGCAGUUCUGAAUUCUCUAUAAACCUUGCAUUGCAGGGCAAUGGCAGAUGUCCUUGUGCUGCCCUUGCAGCACCUAGAUAGCCUUAAGUAAUUCUCAACUCUUUUUUUUUUUUCUUACUAAGUCUUUAGCAUCAGGAUUCCAAUCUGGACACUAUCUAAACCUACACACCAAGGUCAUGACUAGCUUUUAGAACUUCUAAACUUAUACAGAUUGUGAUCCCUGAGGCACAGUCCCAAGAAGUGUUAGGAGUACUAACAUAUGCAAUGUUACAUCAUUUGUAAUAGAAAUCAAGCCUAACCCACACCUAUCUUGACAGAACCCAGGACAAACAUGACUGAAUUUCCCUCUAGGUCCCAGCUCUCAGCCCCAACAGCUAGUACAUGGCUGGUGAGGGCUGAGAAUUGACAGCUGUCAGGGUGGUCAGCAGCACCAGGUACGGUCCUUUCCAGCGAGGCUCGAGUGUCUGGACUCAGUGUAGCUGCAACCUGGAACUGAUGGGAUGUCUCAGGGGUCUCCGGGGCAUAGGCUGCUGUCAGCUGUGAGCAGAUUUCUUUCUGUAUCACCUGUAGGUCUUUUAGCCUGGCACACAAAUCAUUAUUACUAUGGCACUAUGACAUGUUGGUUCAGUAACAUCAUCUAAUACAGUCAGGGGGGCUGAGGCCCCAUAUAAGAUCGCAAAGGGGGUAAGGCUGAAUCUGGAAGGGGUAUUUCUUGCUCUGAAGAGAGCAAGAGGGAAGGAGUGUCACCCAGUCUGUGCCAGUCUCCAUGGUUAAUUUGGUCAGGGUCUCUUUUAGAGUUCCAUUUAUUUACCCUACCUGUCCUGAACUUUGAGGUCUGUAAAUACAAUGUAAUUUCCAAUCGACCUCUAAAUACUUGGCCACACCCUGGCUUACCUUGGCAACGAAAGUAGGGCCGUUGUCUGACCAGAUUACCUUGGGCAUUCCAAAUCGGAGGAAGAUUUCUUCCAGUAUCUUCUUGAUGAUUGCAGAGGCCGUCUCUUGUUUGGUGAGGAAAGCUUCUAUCUAUUCCUGAAAAAGUAUCUACAAGCACUAGGAGAUACUUGUGAUUAUAUUUUUCUGGUUUUAUCUCAGUGAAGUUCACUUCGACUUUUCACCAAACUCUCUAGGUCUCUUUGCCCUGUUUGCUUGCUAAGCAUUCACUUAUUGACAUACCUUAUACUUUCUACUGCCUCUCUGGCUAAAAUCUUAAAGUCUAUUACAUACACUUAACUACUUGGACAAACUUUUUAUCUCCUAAAUGAGUCCAUUUCUGUAUUUGGCAAAGUGAGUCUUUUCUUUGUUCUCUGGGGGAGUAUAGCUUUCCCCUCAAGCGUGCCAUUGUCCUUUAUCUUUUAAGCAAUUUGGGCCUUUUCUAAGUGAGGCCAUCCCUUAGUCCGAUCCCAGUUCCCAGUGGCUGUCUCUUGCAGGCCUGCAACCAGGAUGGGCUCCUGCAUAACCAUUUUUCGAGCCACUUGAUCUGCUUCGUUAUUGCCCCAUGUCACUGAAUCUCUUCCCUCCUGAUAUCCUGAGCAAUGAAUAGUACUCACAGUUGUUGGCUUCAUCAGGGCAUCCAAGAGAUGGCAAAGGCAUCUGCGGCACUGAUGUACUGGGGGGUUGAGGUUCAGCCAUCCUAGAUGACAUUGUGUUGUCCACCAUGGCAGCACCCACUUAUCUCUGACCUUCAUGAAGAGAACUGUUCCCGUCUGUGGACAAGGUAGCCUCGGCUUUCAGCAGGGGUCAAUCAGCCAGUCGCAGAGGUCUUUCCUCCACCCAUGGGCUUCUGCCAGUGCUUGACACUCGUGCUGUGGUGGCUCCAGGUCGGAUUGGGCAGCAAGGUGACCAGAUUGCCCCCAACAGGUGGAGAAUCUAGUCCAUGGCAGCUGACCAGUGGUCCCAUCUUUUGGGACACUCUAUUCAAAGGCAAACAUCAGCCAGUCUAUCACAGUUUAAGUCCUGGAUUGGGUGAUAAUUGUUAGUGCCCGGCUGGCAGGAGUGAUAUGUUCCAAGUAGAACAGCGCUAAGCCAUUCAUCUCCCAGCAUCAGGUACUGGUGCACUGAGACAGGUCUUAAGCUCCGCAUACACAGUCUGUAGAUAUGCAUACACAUGGCCUCACCCAGCCAUUUCAGCCCACGCAAGCCAUUUUGGGGAGCAAUUUUCUCAUGAGCAAGGGAUGGGGGCAGUCAGGGAUGACUAUGAACUAGUGGGUUACCCGGCCCACACCAAGGUCCACUGUUCUUCGGGCAGUCCAUAAGUAUUGUUUGUUGCCAGCAGGCCCCUGUACCCAAGGUCUUUGGAUACUGGCCCACUGGAGCAUAGGAGCACAGAGCAUUGGGUCCCUGUAUCCACAAAACAACUGGGCGGGCUUCCCUUCUAUCUCUGUGCAUAGCCAGCACCAAGAGGCUCUCCAGUGUCCCCUCUUGUUCUUUCUGGGGCAGUCCCUGACCCAAUGUCCUUUUUCUUCGUAUUAGGCACACUGAUCUUUAGCCAGGAAUUCUCUUCUGUUGCCAGGUACUAUCUUCCUAAGUUCCCUAACUACUGUGGCCAGUAUAUGUUCCUCUCUUGUCUUUUAUCUCUCUUUAGCUCUCUAAUUUCCUCUUCUUUUUGUCUCUUUUCUUCCCUAGCUUCCUGCUCUUUUUAUCCUCUUUCUUCCUGUCUUUCUUUCUUUCUUUCUUUCUUUCUUUCUUUUUUUUUUCAGUCUCUCUGCAUCUUCUUCUACAGCUAUUAGGUGCUGUCCACUUUUCUGCACAGACCCUGAA
Molecule: messenger RNA, 25521 nt
Organism: Rattus norvegicus (Norway rat)
Lineage: Eukaryota; Metazoa; Chordata; Mammalia; Rodentia; Muridae
Gene: Ccdc15
Product: coiled-coil domain containing 15
Source: RefSeq, a predicted model, not a curated record